Molecule: messenger RNA, 800 nt
Organism: Solanum pennellii
Lineage: Eukaryota; Viridiplantae; Streptophyta; Magnoliopsida; Solanales; Solanaceae
Product: transcription elongation factor SPT4 homolog 2-like
Exons: 5
Coding region: 170-520 (116 amino acids)
Biological process (GO): chromatin organization; positive regulation of DNA-templated transcription, elongation; mRNA processing
Cellular component (GO): nucleus; DSIF complex
Molecular function (GO): RNA polymerase II complex binding; zinc ion binding
Source: RefSeq, a predicted model, not a curated record
AAUUCUUCUUUCUGGGGUUUAUGCCUUUUUUCCCCUAAACAGCGAGUGAAGAAGAAAAUCCAGUAAACUCUAGAAGAGAAAAUCGAACUUCCCCAAAUCUUUUGGAACGGAACAGCGAUCGGAGCAAAUUUGGGUGAGUGGUAGUGAAAGAGUAGAGGAAGAAUCAAGAAUGGGAAGCCAACCUGCACAAAUUCCGACCAGUUUUGGGCAUGAACUGAGAGCUUGUCUCCGUUGCCGUCUUGUUAAAACUUAUGACCAGUUUAGGGAAUCAGGAUGCGAGAACUGUCCCUUCUUCAAGAUGGAUGAAGAUCAUGAGCGUGUAGUGGACUGCACUACUCCAAAUUUUACUGGUGUAAUCUCUGUUAUGGAUCCAACGAGGAGUUGGGCAGCUCGAUGGCUUCGAAUUGCACGGUAUGUCCCUGGUUGUUACACACUUGCUGUAUCUGAGGCACUUCCAGAAGAUUUGCAGAAUCUUUGUGAGGAUGAACAUAUCCCGUAUGCUCCUCCAAAACGCAUCUGAUCAACAAACCAGCAACGAAAACAUCAGCAGAUUUUGGGUUUUGAUAUGGGAAGUACUCCCAUUUUGCAGCAUCAACGUAAAUCCCGGGACAAAUGCUAUGUAAUUAAGAUAACUAAUUACUGAAAUUAUCAUUAGCCCCCCUAAUCUGGAAACUGAACAUGUUUUAUGUCUGAAUAUCUCUCAGUUAUCUGUGUUUGCAUGCUCAUCUGAUUAACUCUCAUGUAUUGAUGUUGUGUUUAUGUGACACUCAAAUUUUGUGGAGAUGUGUUUGGAGUAGAAA